Molecule: messenger RNA, 1431 nt
Organism: Aureobasidium melanogenum CBS 110374
Lineage: Eukaryota; Fungi; Ascomycota; Dothideomycetes; Dothideales; Saccotheciaceae
Exons: 1
Coding region: 1-1431 (476 amino acids)
Source: RefSeq, a predicted model, not a curated record
AUGUCCUUCAACGGCUCUAUCAACGCCCAACAGGGUCAAGUCUACCAACUCGACCAUGUCCCCAACCGUCAUGCCCUUACUCACGUUCCCCAAUUCGAAGGUCACCCACUGACUAGCUGGACCUUCCUCGACUUCGUGACCCCGAAUGAUCGUGCAACCAUCCCUAUCAUAGGCACACAGCAGGCUCUGGCGUCCCUGGACCACGCACUUUCAGCUGGCAUCUUUGCCCGUCGUGCUGCAGAAUCUCGCCUUUUUUCGGCCUAUACUCCCCUCGCCAUCGCUCUCAACACUAUCUGCGCGAAGGUUGGCGCUGAACCCAUCACUGAGCGCGAUCUCGCCCAGCUCCAUCGUGCCCCUUGGUUUGCUGAUUUCGCAAAGGCGGUCAUCAAGCGCUAUGAUGCCGAGGGUCAGAUCAAACUCAACGACGACAACCUCCUUUCUGAAUCUUGUUUGAGUGAGGAUCACAUGGUCCUUCUCGCCGAGGCUUUUGCUGCUUCCCAGAACCUCUCGAACAUUGAGCUGGGCAUUGUGGCCAUCACCCAGAAGGGCGUCAAGGCCUUUCACUACCCUUGGACUGCUACCUGCAAGGGGUUGACUGCCUGGGUUGUGGCAGACUUGCGUAGCAACGACCCCAUUUACUAUGGUCUUGGUCGCGAGAUCGUCGAGCAGCACGAGGGUACAGAUGGCGAGGAAGAAGAGCACGAGAGUCAGGAAGAAGACGCCGACGACGAGGAAGUCCCCACCGUCACCCCUCGCAAAACUGCUACCCGCGUCCUUGACCAGCAAGUUCCCCUACGCGCUGGUCUCUCGGCUAAGGACAUUCUGGAGCGUCACACCGACAACCUCCAGUAUAACAACAUCCUGAAAGUCGGUCUUCAGUACAGUAACCAGGAAAUCGCGAAGAAGGUUGCUGAAGCCGCCGUAGGCAGCACCAAGAAGUUCUCGACUGGAGCCAGCGGUGUCGUCAAGCGCAUCAACACCGGCAUUGACUUUAUCGAGAAGGAGUUUGGCAUGGAUGUUGGUGCCUUCCGCACUGCCUAUGAUACCGAGCGCAAAAACAACGGCAUUCCAAUCCGUGGCAAGGACGGCGUCGAUGAUCAGGUUCUCGCUGCCAACGCCAGCAAGAUCAAUGAUGCCAUGGCAUGGGUCAAGUCUGGUGGUCCUCGUCCUGUUGUUGCUGUCGCGCCUGGCCCUGUACCCACUGGUUAUGAACCUGCCUUUCCUGCUCCAAACGCCAAUUCGGGUUCAAUCAACACUUUCAACAGCAACGUUCCUCAGAUUGACGACGCCAUGGACGAACUCGAUCAGGACUUCAAAUACGCUCCUGAAGUGCAGUCCGACAACUUCUUGUCGCAGCUCAACGAGCCUCAGCCUGACUGGGACUCUAUGUUGGAUGACACUCUUAUGAACUUCAACGACACCUUCAACUGA